Messenger RNA from Magnusiomyces paraingens, 492 nucleotides. RefSeq lists its product as uncharacterized. The transcript has 2 exons. The record is from RefSeq and is a predicted model, not a curated record. Lineage: Eukaryota; Fungi; Ascomycota; Dipodascomycetes; Dipodascales; Dipodascaceae. Bases 1 to 492 code for a protein of 163 amino acids.
AUGAAACGUUUUUUUAUUACUACACUCUGCCGCCCACAUACUGCAUUGCUUCUGUCGGCCGCAACAACUUCAACUGCUCUUUACCAUUUCACAAGACCAAUACACGCAUCCGCAGCAUCCGCAGCAGCUACUCCAAAUAAUAGAAUAUAUUUCCCAGUCCGUUAUGAUUAUGAAUUUGACUCACUUGCACUUCUCCCUACACCUCUUCUUGCAAAUUUCACACUUCGUGGCGAUGUUGCGUCAGACCGCUUGACAGCUGCACUCAUCCGUAUCGUCUCUUAUGAAACUGAAAAAGAAAUCUCUGCUGUAGAUAUUGAAGUCGACGAACCAACAACAAGAGAUUUAAUGUAUAAGUACAAUGUUAAUAAAAUCCCUACCGUCGUUGCCCUUAAAGGUGGAAUCCCUAUCGGUUCUUACACUCUCCCAGACGAUUUUAAAGAAGUUGACUGGCAAGACUUUAAGCAAUGGAUUGAGUCCAUGGCUUCAAAAUAA